AUGGGUUUUGCGACAAUAGCGAAUAAACGCUUUCAUGCUUUGCGACUCAAAUGCCAGAGUUCAAACUACCACGUCGCAAUAGGAACAACAUUAAUAUUUCUGGGAUGCACUUUUGAUCUAAUGAACGUCGCAGGUGUGAUUUCCACCAUGAAUGAUCUCCAUACAACUUAUAAUAUCAGUUAUACAGAGGCGUCAUGGGCUCUGACCUCUUAUGCUAUCACUUUUACCGGCUUCAUUGCUUUUAUGGGACGUCUUGGCGAUAUAGUGGGCAAUUCCAUUCUAUUUACAAUAAGCUGUUUUGCCUUCACCAUAACUUCUCUUCUAUGUGCCGUCGUACCCAAUUUUCCGACCUUUACUGUAUUUCGAGCAUUGCAGGGUAUAUCAGCAGCUGGAAUAGUACCUUGUGGCUACGCGCUCAUACCUGUGUUGGCGAAGCCGGAAGAAGUUCAGAAAUUUUUCUCCAUUGUUUCUUGUGGGUUCAGCUCAACCAUUGGGCUGGGGCUUAUCAUCGGCGGGGCCUUUGUUCUUACUAAAGUUGGAUACGCCGGCAUAUUUUAUCUGACAUUUGCAGCCAUGUUUGUUGUUGGAGUUCUUUCACUUUUCUUCCUCUACCGAAUUGAGGAACAGAAGAAUACUGAAGUUGAGGAGAAGGAAAGACCUCCAAUAUCUUCCAGAAUUGCAACGCUUGAUUUCAUUGGGUCAUCAAUAUUUGUCAUUGGAAGUGUGCUGAUAGUUGUGGGUUUGACGGAAGGCGGUGAAUCCUGGAAAAAACCCAAGGCAUUUGUGCCGUUUAUGAUUGGAAUUAUCCUCUUUUGUGGUUUCUUUGUUUGGAAUUGUGCCUAUCAACAACUAGCCAAAUACCUGUCAAAGUCUCGCUACAAUGUCCCAAGCUAUUUUUAUAAAGUGCAUGUCCUAGUUCCCACCAAUGUUCUUUUUAUGACAAAUUUCAUUCCUCUCAUUAUAGGGUUUGCAUGCAACAACGCCUGUUUAUUUGCUACCGUCUAUAUUAUCGAUCAAUAUUCACAAUACGUGGAUAAAGUCAGUCCGCUAGUAGCAGGAGUCAGAUUAGUUCCUCUAAUGAUCACAAUGACGAUUGGCAAUUUUAUUUGUAGUCUCAAAUCUUCCCGGUUACAGCCUAGAUUUGGUGUUGUACUUGGAUUUGUGCUUAUGCUGUCUGGGUCAAUCAUUUUGACUCAAUUACAUCGCAUAGAAAAAGAUGUUUAUUGGAAGAUUAUUUUUAUCAGCCAGGUUCUCAUUGGAGGUGGUGCCUCAAUCUUCUACCCGUACGGACUGAGCUUAGCAGUAGGGAAUGCACCUAAGGAUUCAAAAGGUAUUGCUUCCGGUGUCACGCAAACAUUUGCACAGUUGGGAAUUGAGUUAGCGUUUUCCAUCAUAAUCUCUGUUCUGGGUGAUAUUACAGAAGUGCAAAGUGCUUCGAACUCUCAUGAGAGGUUCCGAGACGCUUAUCAAAAAUGCACAUAUUUUUGCAUUGCUGUUUCCGCCCUCGGUUUGGUAGUAACAACCUUGUUUCUUAAGAGACAUCCUACCCAAAGUGAUGAAGAGUCUCUCGCUUCAAAUGCUGAAGGUUCGCCAGUGGACUUCAAGGAAGAAGAAAACUAA
Molecule: messenger RNA, 1620 nt
Organism: Lachancea nothofagi CBS 11611
Lineage: Eukaryota; Fungi; Ascomycota; Saccharomycetes; Saccharomycetales; Saccharomycetaceae
Source: the annotation of a GenBank genome assembly